This is a messenger RNA of Ricinus communis (castor bean), 1775 nucleotides long. RefSeq names its product GEM-like protein 4. Bases 993 to 1640 code for a protein of 215 amino acids. The record is from RefSeq and is a predicted model, not a curated record. The transcript has 4 exons. NCBI's taxonomy places the organism in Eukaryota, Viridiplantae, Streptophyta, Magnoliopsida, Malpighiales, Euphorbiaceae.
GAAGGAUAUAAUGAUUAGAGAAUUUUGAUAAAGAUUGUUUCUGGUUGAUUUUAUGUCUAAUCUUUGUAUGUCGUCUGUUACUUGAAAAGCUAUGAUUUAGUGUGUAUUGACCAACUUAGAGGCAGUCACUCCUCUCAAAUGGGUCGGAAAAUCAAGAUUCUUAUGUUGGAAAAGUGCUUUGGAAUUCAGAGUUCGUUACUUGCCAUUGCAUGAAAUAAAUCCCCGUCCUUCUCUUGUCUUGGUAUCUAUUUAUAUAUUUAUAUAAAAUAUAAUGAUAAAAGGGAAUGGCAUCAGAAAGUUAAUUAUGACAGUUCAAAAGCAUCAAUGCCACACUGCUGCAGAGAGUCAGUGCGGGAUUGAAGGAAAAAGCUUAUUCUAUGUUUGAUAUGAUUUCAUUUCCAUGAUUGAAAAGUUGUCUCUUUAAUCUUCUUGGACCCAUUCAUCAAAUAAUAUCGUAUCAUAUGUUUUCCUUUUCUCUUUUUUUUUUUUUUGUUCUCAGCUCCAAUGCAUCAAAAAGUAGUAUUGAAUUUCAUGUUUACGUAGUCCUAAGUAAAUCAGUUGGUCAUUUUCCAUUGAAGUUUCAAGAAAUUGUCCAGUUUGGAAUUGCAUCCUAUAAAAUGACCUACUUCAACUGCAUUUUUAAUUUCAAUUCAAUUCAACGUACCUUUCCCUGAUCAUUAUUGGAGUCUUGAACAGCAAGAGACAACUUGCGUUUGACACAAGAAUCUCCGAAAAGCAGAUUUGUUCUUUUCCUAAAGCAACCAGACUUGCCAUCCUUCCAUUAUCUUUUUUUUUUUUUUUUUUUUUUUAAGAAAAUAUCAAUUAUAUGUUCUGUGCCUUUACCUUUACACUUAAUCGAUACAUGCAAUGAAAAGCUAAGAUUCAUCAACUAUAUAAGUAUUUAUCUCCCAUUAAAAUGCGCAAUACAAGGCCUAUCAUCAUAGCGACCGCAGUUCCUUUCAUAGCAGUUCAUCCUCGCCAUUCAUUAAGAAAUGAAAAGCCCAUUUCAGGAUCAAGUAAUUGGCAUCCCAAUCAACUCAGUUAGGAGGUCAGCAGUAGGAUACUUGCCUGAAACUGAUACUCCAUACUAUAAUUCAGGCAUAGCAGGUUCAGUGCUUAAAAAGAUUAACAAGCUAGGAAAAAAAGCAGAUAUUUUUGCAAGCUGCAUCCGAGAGCAUGUGAGACUGGGGCCAAAGAUCACUGAAACUGUGAAAGGAAAGCUGAGGUUGGGAGCCAAGAUUCUUCAAGUGGGUGGGUUGGAAAGAACUUUCAGGCAGUUAUUUACAGUUACUGAAGAUGAGAAGUUUCUCAAUGCUUCCCAAUGCUAUCUGUCCACCACAGCAGGUCCAAUUGCAGGACUCCUAUUUAUCUCUACUGUCAAAGCUGCCUUUUUCAGUGAGAGAUCUCUCAAAUUUUCUCCACGAAAUGGGAAAUCAGUUAGUUUUCAUUACAAGGUCUUGAUUCCACUUGGCAAGAUAAUGACUGUGAGGCAGAGUGAGAAUAUGAAGAAGCCAUCACAGAAGUUUAUGGAAAUAGUUACUGUAGAUAAUUUUGAUUUCUGGUUUAUGGGUUUCCUGAAUUAUCAAAAGGCUUUCAAAUAUCUUGAACAAGCAAUCUCCCAAAGCUCAGAUGAUAUGUAGUUCACUUACUAGUGACUUGAAAAACCCCUGCUUUUGUAAGAAAGUGUACAUGUAGAAAGGAAAAACUUGGCAAUAUUACAUUGUAUCAAAUUCUGGUUGUCAAUGUAUAUUAUAUCAUCUGUUCUUGAGCCAUUA